This is a messenger RNA of Olea europaea var. sylvestris, 2971 nucleotides long. RefSeq names its product zinc finger CCCH domain-containing protein 30-like. The record is from RefSeq and is a predicted model, not a curated record. NCBI's taxonomy places the organism in Eukaryota, Viridiplantae, Streptophyta, Magnoliopsida, Lamiales, Oleaceae. The transcript is spliced from 2 exons. The coding region runs from base 405 to 2474 and encodes 689 amino acids. Gene Ontology annotation, molecular function: metal ion binding; protein binding.
GAGAGAGAGAGAGGGUAAAAAACAUAGAUACAACAUAGGAAAUGGUGAAGAAGGAAGAGAGUGAAGAAGUUCCUCAUGUUAUCACUUCAACUUUCUCUCAUACUCUUAUUUCUCUCUCCAGAUCUGUAAAUAAAAUUACUAUAAAAUCUGUAUUGCUCUGUCUUUUCUCUCUCUUCAUAUACGUACAUAUUCAAGAAUUUACCUGAUGAAGUUGCUGCUGCCGCUCUUGCUUUUUCGUGUUAACUGGAAUGCUGUUUUCUUGUUUUUAAUUCUAACAUCAAGAAUUCUUUGCCAGUUGGAUUUUGGAAAUAGAAGCAUUUGCUGUGAAUUGGAGUUGUUAGACUGUAGAAGAAAUUCAUUUCGUAUCAUCUCCCGAUCCCUUUGUCAGUAUAGGAACUACAAUCAUGAACGAUAAUUUUUUAAAUGUUGAAACUGAAGAUGCUUUUGCCAGUUUGCUUGAAUUUGCUGCCAACAAUGAUAUAGAGGGGUUUAAAAAAUCAGUUGAUAGUGAACCGUCCGGCAUCAACGCGGUUGGAUUGUGGUAUGGACGUCAAAAGGGUUCGAAGCAAAUGGUUUUUCAUCAAAGAACUCCUUUGAUGGUGGCUGCAACUUAUGGUAGCCUUGAUGUUUUGAAACUGAUAAUCUCUUCACCUGAUGUUGAUGUGAAUCGAUCAUCUGGCGUUGAUAAGAGCACUGCUCUUCACUGUGCUGCAUCUAGUGGAUCAGUUAAGACUAUUGAUGUUGUGAAACUGCUUUUGGCAGCUGGUGCUGAUCCAAAUCUGGAGGAUGCAAAUGGUUGUUGUCCUGUUGACGUUAUUAUUGUCCCUCCGAAGUUUCAAGAAAUGAAAAUUUCUCUUGUAACGAUUCUAAAAAACGACUCCUCAUAUGGAGAUCUCAAUCUUAGAGUGUCAACAACCAUUUCAAAUUCAGUUUCUUCAACUGUUUCACCACCUCCUUGUAUUGAAUCCCCGUCAUCUCCUUCGGAGUUGGUGGCUUCUCCUAAGAGUGCAAAGUUUGCAUCAGAUAAGAAAGAGUACUUCAUCGAUCCAUCUUUGCCUGACAUCAAGAAUAGCAUCUAUUCUACAGAUGAGUUCAGAAUGUUUUCAUUUAAGGUUCGACCGUGCUCUCGUGCCUACUCACAUGAUUGGACUGAGUGCCCAUUUGUUCACCCGGGUGAAAAUGCUCGAAGAAGGGAUCCAAGGAAAUACCACUACAGCUGUGUACCUUGUCCUGAUUUUCGCAAGGGGGCUUGCCAUAGAGGGGACAUGUGUGAAUAUGCUCACGGAGUUUUUGAGUGCUGGCUUCACCCGGCUCAAUACCGGACUCGGCUUUGCAAAGAUGGUACGAGUUGCAACCGCAGAGUCUGUUUCUUUGCCCACACGCAAGAGGAACUCCGACCCUUGUAUGUAUCGACAGGUUCAGCCAUUCUCUCUCCUCACUCGAGUUCCUCUGCUGCUAACGCCAUGGAUUUCGCUGCAGCGAUGAGCCUUUUACCAGCUUCUCCUUCAUCUUCAUUUACUCCGCCUAUGUCUCCGUCCAUAAAUGGGAUGUCAAAUAUGGGUUGGCCCCCGCAAAAUGUUCCGGCACUGCAUUUACCUGGAAGCAACCUCCAGUCCAGUCGCCUGCGAACAUCACUGAAUGCUAGAGAUAUCCCCCCUGAAGACUUGAGUUUAUUAGAAGAUUUUGAUUUCCAAGAGAAGCAGUUCUUGAAUGAACUAUCCCGCUUAUCCCAACCAAGUAUUAAUACCAAUUCAUUGAACCAUUCUGCUCGAUCCAAAACCUUAAUCUCUUCGAAUCUUGAGGAUGCCUUUUCCGUUGAAAGCUCUUCUCCCAGAUAUACUGAAACAUCUGUUUUCUCCCCAACUCGCAAAUCUGCACUUCUUAAUCAAUUCCAGCCGCAGCAACAGAAUGUCCUAUCCCCAGUUGACACACCUUAUUCACCAAGAAAUGUAGAUCACGCCCUAUUGCAGGCCUCUUUUGGGAUUCCGUCUUCAGGGAGGAUGUCACCAUGCAACAUGGAGCAUAUGUCAUCAAUAAAUUCUCGCGUGUCAAUGCUGGCUCAAAGUCUCAAGCAUCAGAAGCAGUUUCGAAGUCUCAGCUCACGUGAUCUUGGCUCCAAAGCUAUGGCUGCUGUUGCCUCUUCGAAAGAUGCAGGGUCAAGCUGGGGAUCCUCUACUGGAAAGCCUGACUGGGCGGUCAAUGCUGAUGAGUUUGGUAAGCUAAAGAGAUCAUCAUCAUUAGAAAAUCUGAACGGUGCUGAGGAGCCCGAUUUAUCAUGGGUUCAGUCACUCGUUAAAGAAUCUCCACAGGAAACGAAGGAAAAAUCUACACCUCAUAUGUUUAGCACUGCUGGUUCGGUUACAUCUACCGGCGAAAAUCAAAAUUUGGAUUCACAGGCUGAACAUAUUGAUCAAUCUACUGCUUUAGGUGCAUUGCUCGAGCAGAUGAAGCUUGAUCAGCUGAUGGCUCAGUAAAAUCAAAAUUACUUUACCGAGCCUUUAAGCAGGUCCACAUUCUGAAAACAUAAGGUUUCAGUGAAUUUGACCAGGUUUCAGUGAAUUUGACCAGGUUUCAAUUUUUUAGUUUUUUCAGUACCAAGCUUCAGAAAGGAGGCAACUUGGCUAGGUAAGAAGUAGGAGUGGUGUAAAACUUCCGAAGAAAACACUAAUCUUUUACUAGUUUAAACUAGGUAAUAGAAAGGAUGGGGUUACUGGGUUAACUAUAGCACUAUGCCCGAUUACUGAUAUUUUUACCGAUUUUGAGUAUAUAUUCCUUAUUGUUUUGCUUGUUGGAUUAGCAUAAUCAUUCAGUGCAAUCAGAACACUUCUUAUCAAUAGGGUUACAUAAUACAUGUCAUUUUGGUGCUUCAAUAUUGUUAAUAGGAAAAUAGAAGACUAGGCUAUACUUUAGUCUCUGAUUUUGUAACUCAGAAUAUUUUCAUUUCUUGGAUAAGGUGAUAUCUGUUUUGUUA